This is a messenger RNA of Endocarpon pusillum Z07020, 681 nucleotides long. RefSeq lists its product as uncharacterized. The record is from RefSeq and is a predicted model, not a curated record. The coding region runs from base 1 to 681 and encodes 226 amino acids. Gene Ontology annotation, molecular function: nucleic acid binding. The transcript is spliced from 2 exons. NCBI's taxonomy places the organism in Eukaryota, Fungi, Ascomycota, Eurotiomycetes, Verrucariales, Verrucariaceae.
AUGUUGGAGGAGGUUGUUGCUCCAGAAUGGGACGAAAAUCUUAUUCUGAUUGAAGAUAAUGAUGGACCACAUGGCACAAAGGGUGUUGCCAAUAACAAGGUUAAGCAAGCAAAAAUCAAGCUUAACAUCAAAUGGCAAGCUCAGCCUUCCAAUUCGCCAGAUCUCAAUCCCAUUAAGACCAUUUGGAGGAUAAUAAAGCAGCGUUUGAAGUCCAGGGGGGUCAUCUUCCAAACUGAGGCGCUGAAGGCUGCUAUCCAAGAGGAAUGGGAUAAAAUCACUAUUGAGGAGAUCAAUAAUGCCAUCUCUACCAUGCCAGAUAGAUUUGCUGCCAUCAAUGGUGUGGUGUCUGAUGACAGCGGCUCAAGCUCGGCCACCGAGACCACGACAACAAAGACCAGACCCCUGCGAGGUCGAGGCAACGGCAAGCUCGUUGCGAACAUGGACGAGAAGGCCGAGACGUUCAGCUGUGUGGCAGAAGAGAAGCUUUCGGCAGUGUUGCACGGCGAGAACACAGCCAAGUCCAAGUCCAAAGCUACUGAUGGACACCUCAGUGACUUGGCAAGGGAGCACAUAGCUGGUGGCUGGCGACCAGGCAUGGACCCCAAGGUCGACUACUCUGGACACUUCGAGUUUGGCGGCUCACUUGGUACCCUAGCUCUUAUGACCGGCUCCCUCUGCUGA